Molecule: messenger RNA, 523 nt
Organism: Haemonchus placei
Lineage: Eukaryota; Metazoa; Nematoda; Chromadorea; Rhabditida; Trichostrongylidae
Source: the annotation of a GenBank genome assembly
GUUAGCAAUCAUGUUUAUGGGAAAAGUGCUCUGCCGUGUGACUCCACGUCAAUUGAUGGCGUCGCGAUUGAUCGCCAGCUCGAUGCUCCGCCGUGACGUCAAGACACCGAUUCAGGAAUGGGGAUGGACGUACCUUCAGCGUCAGAAGGCCCUUGGACGACCUAUUGCGCCACAUCUCACAGUUUAUAAGCCUCAACUCACUUGGAUGGUUUCUGGCUUCCACCGUGUAACGGGAUGUGCAAUGGCUGGUACGCUGCUCAUAGGAGGGGUCGGUUUCGCUUUGGCGCCGUUCAACUUCACACAGUUUGUCGACUACAUCCGGAGUUGGCAUAUUCCACCAGUGGUCACCUCGGUUUUCAAGUUUGUCAUCGCAUUCCCCAUUGUUUUCCAUACACUGAAUGGAAUCCGUUUCAUCGGCUUUAUCUACAAGAGCGGCUACUUAGUGCUCGGUUUGUCGUUCAUCAUCGCGGCAGCAGUUGUGAUAAACGCCUGGCCAGUCCACAAGAAAGAAGAAUGCCACUAA